GGGACUUGUAGUGCCUGGGCAGCUAGCAAAUGAGAAGAGUCGCAGUUUUGAAUUCCCGCCCCCCGCUCGCGCCGAUGGUGACCCUCUGCUGUGUAGGCAGAUUUGGUUUCCUCCUCAGUCCCGGAAGCGGCGCCACUGGGGGGUUCGUAACGGCGCCGACUGGCUCUUAUGGUAGCCGGAGUGGGUCAAAAGAGUCGGUGGUGAAGAUCGGAAAGUUAAAAAAAAAGAAAAAGAGUUUUAAAACAGGUGGGCCUUCCCCCUCCCCUUUCUCGCCUCCUUGUGACUCCGGCGUCCUCGGUGAGCGCGAACUUUUGGGGUCGGGUUGGGGGAAUGAGGACUUCGGGUUCCUCGGGGCCGCUUUCAGUGGGCGGACAAGCAUUUCAAGGCAGGGGGACCCUGAUGUGUCUUGGGGGUUCCUCUGGAAAUCCUUUGGGGCUUGGGAACGGACGGGGAGCAGCCUUGUCUUGUAGAAGAAGGAGGGGAUUUUUUUAAUAGGACGUUGAGAAACAGACACAGUCAUCUCUUCCUAUAUUACCCAGUGAUUUUGGGAAAUAACGGCCUCUGCUUUUUGUACUUUAUCUGGAGGUUUUGCAAUAAGGGCACAUCUUGGGUCGUGGCAAAAAUAGGCACGUCCCUGAAUAAGGUUUCCGCUCGCAAAUUUAUUUUGUGCCACCUGCAAGCCAAGGAGCUCCCUCCGGGCUCCAUCUGGGCGCUGAGAUGCCACAGAUGACCAUUUUGGUCUGCCAUCUGUCGAAACGAGGCGUUUCAGGCUACAGCUGUGUAGAGAACUUAGCAUUUCAGGGUUUGUUUGUUCGUUCGUUUGUUUUUACUUAUUUACUCUAAGCCACCCAAGCAACUUUACGUUAUGUAUGACAUUUGUAUGCCACCCUAUAAGUAAUUAAAUCCCAUUCAGUUUGGUUGCUUAUUGACACUUAGGCUGCAGCCCUGUGCAUGUUGGCACAUGAGGAAGUCGCAUGGAGUUCAGUGGGUGUUACUUCCAGGUAUGUGGGUGCAGGAUUGUGAACUUAGUGGUUUUUUAAACAGCUGUCUAAAAGAAACAGUGUGAAUGUGUGCCAACCCCAUUUAGGACAGUCUGCUCUUUUUCAUCUGCUGCUAAAGGUAUCAAUUUAUUUAUUUACUAAUGGUUCAGGGCAGUAUGAGGUGAGAAUAACCUCUUGUCUUCAGAAAAAUCUAAAUUGGUUAAAGCUACCUCAGGAGAAAUUUGUCCUGCUUAAUAUAGGCAUCCCCAUCAGACCAGCAUUGCACACCCUUUUGUACUUUUUUUCUCAUGAUCUGUAGAAAUAUAGAUAAAAACAAUACCAAACACACUUACUUGUUUCUCUGGCAUUUAUCCUGAGUCUUUCCCUUCUACAUCUAGCCCCAAUAUUUCUCCUUAACACACACAUUCAUUCCCCAAGGGAAGUCCCUGUCCUCUAAGCUUUCUCCUUAUUCUCCAUGAUCUUAGCCUGCAAAUGAUCCAGUACUUUCAAACAGUCUUGGAAGCAGCUUUGGGUUUUCUGGUAUCUAAAUAAAAAUAAGUUUACAAUUUUUGGCUAGCCCUAGUAGCCAAGCCAAAAUUGUGGUUUUAAGGACCCUUCCCCUUUCCUUGUCACUUACUUCACCCUGCGCCCCUGCACAUAGUCAAGGACUGUCUUUUUGUGCCCUCCCUAGCUUCAGAUCUGGAGCUCAAAAGAGCUGCAAGGAGUUGCGGGUUUGGCUGCUGUAUCUUACAUGAUGCCCAGGCACUAAGGAAACUCUUGCUUCACUUUCUUGCUGAAAAGAGGGAAGCGUUCCAUCGUUAGCCACUACAGGCUUGUUUCCAAUUCUCCAAAACAUUGUUUGAAGAGUUGGAAACAUUAUGCACAAAACCACCCAAAUGAAUUUAGAAUCUUGCUGAUUGUCAUUAGUAUGGCAAUUGAAUAAACUCUAAUACAGUUUCCUAUGUUGUCUCAAUAAUUUAUAUUUUGUAUGUUCCAUAUGGGAAGUUUUCAAAGAAUGCUUUGGAUUGAUAGCUUCUUGUUGCAUAAGAAAUAAAAAUAGUGUUCUUUGAGAUUCAACUAGGGCAGGGCUAGUUAAUGUAAUGCCCUCUAGAUGUUGUUGGAUUCAAAAUCCCAUCAUUCCUGACCAUCAGCCAUGCUUGGGGCUGACAACAGGAGUAUAAAUAAUAAAAUUGUUGUUGUUAUUAUUCUUAACAUCUGGAGGGCACCAUAUUGGUGACCCUUGAUAGGUGCUUGGGCUUAUUUUAUCCCUGAAAUAGCCAGAGAAAGCUUUCAGAGCUGCAGACUUGCAGAUAAAUUUUAGCUUUACGAAUGCCCUUGAUCUUAAAAAGGCAAUGAAAGAAAUCAGCCCCCCGGAAGCUGCUAUUCUUCAGCCAUUUACACUGACAUAAAAUCUGAUGGAGCAUAUGCAAACGUAUCCCUUCUUUCUGAAGUUACACUGCUGAUACACUUAUCUCCGUGCAGCAUUGUUUAUGUAAUGAGAUGUCUGUUCAAAAUUAAGUACUCAUAUUGUGAAGAAAUUCUUGCUUUGCUAACCUUGCUUUGUUUGCUUAGCUGUUUUCCAAUGCAAAUAUUUACAGAGGUAGAAAGGAAGGUUAACACUCAACAAUAGUUCCUCCAUCCAUAUCCAUCCAAAAUCCAUAUCACAGCAAUACCAUUAGUAGCAGCAAAAAGACAAAGUCAAAGGAAUAAAUUAAUAUAGUCUGUGAACAAGCAAAUAGAAACCUGACGUAUCAUGGUCAUUAUAUAAUAACAAACAAUGUGAACCAUAUACAAGCCAUUGAAAUUAUUUAAACAGCACACUACAGACAAUUCCCCAAUAAAUUUGGAGUAAGAUUUCCAUAAUUAAAACUCAUUUCCUGCUUUUUCAACUAACAGAAAGCAUGUAUGAAUGGCAGCUCUCACUGCCUCCAUUCUUUGGUGUUUUUCUUCCUUUCUCAUUAAUGUCAAUACAGUACACCCAGAAAACAUAUUAUUAAAAAUAUAUUUUUUAAAUCACCCACUAUGAUAUAGAAUGUAUAAUGUAAGGCCACUAUACAUAAUGUAAUUGAAAUACCUGUUUAGUUUUGUUAAAUGUUUUCAUGGUAAUCUUACAUCAAAAUCCAAUAACAUAUGGCUUGACUUGGCACAGUAUUUGGUGACAUUUUGGUUAGCCUGUUAAAGGUAUUGCCUUAAUACAGAUUUUGAUUUUUUUUUUUAAUGAGCCAACACACCUGACCUUUACUUGUAUUCUUCGUUUUAUAAUUGAAAGCCAUGCAACGUAUAAAUUUUCUAGUGAAUUUUUAAAGUAGCUCUUUUGCAAGAAUAAUCUAACAUAUUACAGGAGACUUUGUUUUGGUAAUUUAUUUUUAAGCAUACUCCUCUUUUUGUUUGCAACCCAGAUUUCUUCCCUUUUAAUACAUUUUGGACUGGGAUAGAACCCAACUCUCUUAAAUAGAGCAUUAAUAUUCAUGAGCCCAGAGUCCUGCUUCUGAACAGAAUAGACAUAAUAUAAAACUGUGUCCCUUUUGCAGCAAUUCAAAUAUUUUUCUCUGUCUUCCAAUUAGUGUUUAGGUGUUCUCAGAUGUACACCAAUGUAAUCUAUGUACACAGGACAGUUUACUGUGAAAUAGAGAGCAUUUGGAGGACAUUAUGUUUUAUUUAGCGUUGGAUGAUAAUUUUACUGUUGUAUAUUUGGAAUAAAAUGUUUUUAUUAUUUAUUCAUAGAAGUUACAAUUGCUUUUCUCUCUGCAAGUGGAGGCUUCUGAGAUUUUAUUGCUCUUCCUAGUCACAAUAUGUUCAACCACCUAAUAACACAAGCAUGCUUAGCUAUGCCCUGAGUGUUCAUGGAUGUGUUUAUUCCUUUUCCUUUUGCAGUAGCACAGAUUAGUGUCUUUUGAGACAGUGAUGGCUUUUCCUCUUGAAUCUGAACAUGGAGGCCACAGGGACAGAUGAAGUAGAGAAAAUAAAAUCAAAGUUUAUGUCUGCAUGGCAUAAUAUGAAAUACAGUAAGUGAAACGCGAUAAAUUGCAUUGCUUAAAACAAUUAAUGGAAGAAUGCAACCUCAUCUUUGAAAAUGGAUUGUGCAUUGUCUCAAAUGACUGAAGCUGGUUUGCUGUUCCCAGUUAAUGUUAACUGUUGUUAGUGCUGGUGCAGAUGUAAAGCUAAUACUACAAGGGAAGGAAGUGGGAAUUUGCAUGAGAGCAUGAGUCCUUUUUUGAACUCUGAGGCCCAGUCGACUCAUUCGGAUGUAAUGCUAAGCCAUUUCGUAUUAUGUGAAUGAGACUUGGGUUUGUCAACUUCCUCCCCAUCUCUCCUCUCUCAGUGCAACUGCAAAAAGGAGAUCAGAAGCAUUCAUUUCUAUUUUUAGCUAACCUUUGUUUAGCAUUAUGUCCAAAGCAAACUAUUUUACCUAUGGUUUAUGGAAACAAGCCAGCUUUAUUAUUAUUAUUAUUAUUAUUAUUAUUAUUAAUAAUAAUAAUUUAUACCCUGCCCUCCCCAGCCAAGGCCAGGCUCAUGGUUAAGCCAUGGUUUAUGAAGUUGGCUUGUUUUCAUAAACCAUAGAUAAAGUUUAACCACAGUGUCGGGUUUGGCUAGACUGCCAUCGAUUGAAAAGAGAGCUUUUGAUCUAAUUGUGGGAGUGUCAGAGGAAGAAAUGCAUGAACCACAGUUUAGUACUGUGUCUGAAACAAGCCAGUGAGAUAGCAAUUAGGGUGUGUUUAGUGCUAAUGAAAUAUUGUUGCUUUGUCCUUAAUUAAAUUCUCAACUGUAUGGUUAAAACAUAGUUUAGCUGAGUAGUCUUCAACCUUUUCAGACCCAGUACCCACUUUCAACCCAAAUAUGUACAUGGGAAAAAAUUUCUUAGUUUUUUUUACCAUAUAUUUGUAUGGCGGUAGUAUGACCUGUCUUAAAUCAGGCCAUGACCUGGUGAUGGGUCCCAGCUGAAGACUGAUGAUUUAGCUUGUGACACCCAGCCUUUCCCUUGGAGGGCAUCUGUAGAUAGACCUACUUGUCAUCUUGCAGGUUGGGAGGUUGAUGACGUAUGAAACUGCCAUAGCCAUGACUAAGAAAGUGGCGGUGUUACUUCUCCAUUAGUUGACAAAUUUUUCCUUCCAGAAAUUUCUGCACCUCUUUGGACACCUACUCCUAUAUCACUAUUAAAAGAACCACUUGCACUUACAUAGUCAGCAAUAGCUGGGGAUAAAUCAGUGUAUUUCCCCAUUCUGUGAAUUCCAUGUAAUCAGAUAUCCAUGACAGAUACAAAUCUAUUCUGGUAUCAUAGUCCACGAGGAAGAUGCUAAAAAAGGGGAAGAAGAGGAUAGCUUGAGAAAAGAAAAUAUUUAUGAAACUUUCUGCAGAAAUAACCAAAAGAGCAACUGUUGUUUUGUAGUUCCUAACAAUUAAAGCUUAAAGAAAACUUGAAAGAUUCUACUAGGUUUUUGUCAGGUUUCUGCCCUCAGUAAAGAGAAACUCAAAAGACAUAACUAUUUGAAGACUUUUAAAAAACAAACCAGUCUUUAAUUCUGUUGCUGUUUAAUUUUUAUUGUUUGCCCUGGAUUUCUGGUCCCUAUUUUUAAUGUGCUUUUAGCCUUCAAUCUAGCUGUUUUUCAACCUCGUUUAGCCUUUCCUUCCUCUGUGUGAGGAGCGGGUCAGGGCUGAGUCAGGGUGAGCACCCCCUGCCCACAAGUUCCCACGACCAUGUUGAGGACUGAAUAUGUUUUUGUAUUUGAUUGCUUUGAGUGUUGCCUUUCAGAGGGAUGAUAUGGGCUGGAUAGAAAUUUUGUGUAAAUGCUUGUUUAUUUAUUUGAAACAUUUAUAUAGUACCUGUUUCAAACAAGAUUGGAUUUAUUUCUCAAUACUGUGUUUCCACUAGUUGUUACUGCUGCUUGGAAAGUGAAACUUUCUAUGUAUGCUUUUUUUUAAAGUGCAGACAUCAACAUAAACUAUUUAACAAAUUUAACAUAGGAAUAACCUAAACCCUAUUUGUGUUGUACAAAGCAGAGGAACUUGUUUUUAAUAAAAGCUGAGACUGUUCAUUUUCUUCCUUGCUUUCUGUGAACUUCAUUAAAGUUGGCCUGGAGAUCAUUUCUAAAUGUCUUACUUUGCUUUUCUUCUUCUUUAUAGGCUGGGUGUUGAAAACAAAAACUUACUUUAGCAGAAAUUCUCCUGUCUUUUUGCUGGGAAAAUGCUACCAUUUCAAAACUGAGGGUAUGUGCUGCAAGCAUGUAACUUGCUCUUCAGUCCAAAUGGACAUUGAUGCAUAUAUAUUACUGUUUCCCACUUGCAAUAAGUGGCUGCUGGAAAAGUCUUACAUUCCAUAUGUGAAGGAUCUUCAUAGGACAUAUUAAAGCUCUGUUCCCUUACUUCCAAUACACCCAAAGUUGUACAGACAGCUACCAACACAAUCUGUGUGAAGCCAGCAUAUACCUCUCAGAUCCUCUCUACUUUGUUAAGGACCUUGAUGAGUGCAGUUGGAGGGUUGGGUGAGGCAUGCAUAGGCCUCAAAUUCUUUAUAGUGGCUUGUGAGCAUGUGCAGACUGGGCAAACAGGGCUUUGUAAAAUCCUGUGUCAAUUCAUUUGUGUCUAGGCAACAAUUGUGCUUAUAUGUCAAUUACAGCCCUGCCUUAAUGUCAGUUACCGUAUUUUCUUCGGUUUUCCUUUCUGCAAAAGUUCUCUGCAGGAUAAUUGUUUCUAUAAUAUGGAAGAAUGAUAUAACAAAAACCAAUCCAAACUGGCAACUGUUUCUGUUUGCCUUCUGAUUUUUAUAUAAUUUUUUCUCCCACAUUUCCUUUAAAUAUUCUGACCUGAAGACACUGGCUUUACCUUUACUUUUUAUGGAGUGAAGCCUCUAGCUCAGGGGUAGGCAACCCAAGGGCCGUGGGCCACAAGCGGCCCACGGGGGUCAUUUAACCGGCCCACGAGCCGCCCACUCGGCGAGUCCCCACGCACUGUGCUAAACCAGCGCAGUGUGGCGCAGGGACUCCCUUGCGCGGUGCCAGAAAUCGCGUCUGUGCAGGUGCAGACACCAGAAAUCGCGGCCACGCGCAUGUGAUCCAGCCCAAAGAGGGAUCUCCGCUGGAGUGAACCGGCCCAGUCGAGGUAAACUUUGCUGACCCCUGCUCUAGCUGUAUAUUCAUUCCCUAUGGCAAAUACCUGUAAGCUCAAGUUACUAUUUUUGUUUUAUUAUUUUGUGGAGAUUUCUCAUAGUGGGCUUUGUACUGUUCACAGUUCUGAUAAACUGUACAAGAUUUUGCAGUUGGUCACUUAUUUAAAACAAGUACUAGUAAACUUUUUUUUUUUUUAAAAGAAGCUUGUUAUGUCUCUCUCUUAUAGAGUCAAGUGACACGUCACCAAAUGGGUCAAAUUAUGAUAUAACAGAUGAAGGGAUUUCAAGAAACGUGGAAGAGUUCCGUAAAGAUUUUAUUUCCAGAAUAUGGCUGACAUACAGAGAAGAAUUUCCUCAAAUCAAGGGCUCAGCUUUAACAACAGACUGUGGCUGGGGCUGUACCCUGAGGACUGGCCAGAUGCUUCUAGCACAAGGACUUAUUCUUCACUUUCUUGGUAGAGGCAAGUUCACCAGAUUUUUGACCUAUUCAGUUAACUUUUAGUUUUUGAUUUGAGGGAAUAGAUAACCAAAGGAAUUGGGCCAUGUGUGCUUAUGAGAAUGAAGUGUGUUAGAAUUGUAGAGUUUGAAGGGACCACAAGGGUCUUCUAGCCCAAACUCCUGCAAUGCUGGAAUUUAUUGCCCAUCGUGGGGCUCAAACCUACAGCCCUGAGAUUAAUCUCAUGUUCUACCUACUGAGCUAUCCUGAGUGUUAGCCUUUCAAAUUCAGUAGUUACAUGCAAUGCUUAUUAGGUUUUUAUUCUGAAUGAUUUUUAAAGAACAGUGUGGGGGAUGUAUUGGUGGGUGUUGUGAAACUCUGUAGAAACCAUAAUUAUGCAAUCCUUUUCCAAAAUGGAUGCAACUUUCUAAUGCUUGUGUUUGGCAAGCAUGGAUGUAUAUGUUUUCUUCCCCAAAAAUAUGUUGCUCUUCUAAUGUUUUUUACCCCAAAGAUACCUUGACUUUUGUUUCUUAUUUAGCAUUUGAGAGGAUGUAGCCUGUUCCUAAAUCUCACUAAGGCAAUAUCUUGUGGCAAUGAGUUUCACAACCUAGUUGUAAAAUCAUUUUGAGGAAAUUGCUUGAGGACAUUUAAUAAUUUUAAAUACAAAUUAAUUUAUUCUAACUUCUUGGAAACCAUGUUUAAUUCUUGGAAAAAUGAAAAACAAUUCAAUUGAAAAAGUUAGCAGUUAAGUUUGGUGUAAUUCAAUGACAUUUCUUAAUUGAUCGAUGCCCCUUAAUCCUGUUCUGUGUGAAAAGUUGUGGUGGAACUGUUAUAAAAUCAGUGUUGUUGUACUUUUAUUCGGAAACUCUGGGAUAGUCUGGCUGAUGCUAAAUCUCUGUUGUUUAGUGUAGAGAACAGACAACUUUAAGCGUCUUUAAAUUUCCACCAGAUAAUUUAAAACGAAUAAAAAUUCUUUAAAUUGUUUACUAGCAGGCAAACCAUUAACUAUAUGCUGUGUCUGUCACAGACUGGACGUGGCCAGAUGCAUUUGUCAUUGAAAAUUCAGACUCUGAAUCAUGGACAAGUCACACAGUAAAAAAGCUCACUGCAUCCCUCGAAGCAUCACGUACAGGAGAGAAAGAAUUCAGGAACCAGUCAAGCCACCACAAGCAAGCCCCAGGGGGGAACUGGGGGAACAGAGAAAGGAGGGAUGAACACUUUCAUCGAAAAAUAAUAUCGUGGUUUGGCGAUUCUCCACUUGCAAAUUUUGGCUUGCAUCGCCUAACAGAAUAUGGAAACAAGUCUGGGAAAAUAGCUGGAGAUUGGUAUGGGCCAGCUGUUGUAGCACACCUUUUGAGGUAAAAACAAACUAAAUUGUCUUUCACUAAUGUAUCCAAUGGAGGGAGAGCUCAUUUUAGCACUGUCUUGAGAUUGUCAGCUAAUUAGAAAGUAACAAUUAAAGCUUUAGCUAUAUAUCCUUGUCAUUAGUGAUUCAAAUUCAUAGGAUGUGUUCCAGAAAGAAGAAAAGGAAGGAGUAGUGAAUAUUUCAAGAAUGGUCUCUGUUUAAAGUUUCUUUUAUUUCUGAAACAUUUCCGUUGGAUUAUUCUAGACUACAAAGAUUUGUUCCAAACCUAGACUUUUCGUAGGGUAUCUUGAAUGAAAUGUUCUAAAAACCAACAACUCUUUUAACCUUGGAACAUGCAUAACAUUAUAGACUACUACUUCUUUUUUUUAAUACUGUAACCUGGGGGCUGUAAUGUACUGAUAGUGUAAUGAACUGUCAGAGUUUAAAAUUGAUGUUUUCAGCAUUUCUUUGCACACAUCAAAUUCUUUUGAAAUUGUAAGUGUAUGGGACUAUUAAUAUUAUAAUUACAUAAUAGUAAAAGUAAAGGGUCUGUGACAUUCAGCCUAGAUUGAAAAAAAGAAAAAAGCUGAAAGUCAGAUUUCUCAGUACAGGGUGCCUUUAUGUGCCAUUUUUUUGGACACCAUUGAUUUUGUAUUUUUAUAGUCUUAUGUUCUAGGUGGGUCCCAAUAUGGUCAUAAAUUGAAUCAUUAAACUUUCUAAGCACAAGAGGCCAAAGUGCAGAUGUAAAUUUUUACAUUUAUAUAGAUGCAGGAGUCACGUGCUGCUUGUAUAGCAAGAAUAUUCACCUUGAAUGAGACUACUGGGAAAUAAUGCAGUGUCUUGAGAGGUGAAGGUUAUUUAUGUAUCCAGUUGAAUUUGCAGAGAUAAAUAAUUGGAAUUGACACGGAAAACUUACUAAUAUUUUCCUAGAAUUUCACGUUACGCUUUUCAAAAAGGAAGCUUCUAAGGUUUUCAUGUUCAACUUGAAUAUUUUCUGUAAACCAAUACCACCAGAAAUUUAUCCAUUGCAUAGCCACCUUAUCUAUUCAUAGUACACCCCUUCCCCACCCACUUGGAUCCCUCAUACAACUUGGAGCUGAUUGUUCUUCAGAAUGCUCUGAGGCCAUGAGUAGCUAACCUUUGGGGGCAAUAACAGUAUACAUACUUGCACGGGAGUAUUUCCUACUGAAACUGGUGGGCCUUACUUCUGGGUAAACAGGUUUGUGCAUUUAACUUUGGAGCUAAGGUCAUACAAUGAUUAUAUAUACAGAUUGGGUUGGAUCCAGUCUAGUAAUGAUGUACAGUCCUUGUGCUCCUGGAAAAGCUUUUGCAGAGGGUUGAUGGACCCUCCGGAACAGUAUGGGAUGUGAUGGUGGAAGAUUCGGGGACAAGGGGAAAAUCAGGAUGAAGGGUGAAGAAAAGCCUUUGCCCUCUUUCACCAGCAGAAACCCUCGGCCAGAUUCUGUGGGGGGACAACCCAUUAUGUCUUUGUGUCCCAUAACAUGCUCCCAAAUCUAUUUUACCACAUGUAUAUGUGGUUGGUUAUGACUGAUGGCAGAUUUCCACUGUGUGUACUCUGUAUCAUAACAGGUUUGUAACAUGUUGGCACAUUAUAGUGGGCAAUUGGCUUUCUUCACGCAUUUCAACAAAGAUGUGUGCAGUUUCCCUAACUCAGAUUUUUCAGCAUUUCUUCUUUAGUAAAGCAAGCUACAGUGGUACCUUGGGUUACAUACGCUUCAGGUUACAUACACUUCAGGUUACAGACUCCUCUAACCCCGAAAUAGUACCUCGGGUUAAGAACUUUGCUUCAGGUUGAGAACAGAAAUCGUGCAGCGGCGGCACAGCGGCAGCAGGAGGCCCCAUUAGCUAAAGUGGUGCUUCAGGUUAAGAACAGUUUCAGGUUAAGUACGGACCUCCGGAAUGAAUUACGUACUUAACCUGAGGUACCACUGUAUACUAAAACAGUUUCAACUUGGUGAAUUAGCUAUCUGCUAAUUGGAAGUAAGCAUAAUGAAAAACAGACUGGCAUUGUCUUAUGAUGCUUGUUUUUAAAUUGCUUUUGUUUUCCUUGCUUGCCACAUUUUGCAGUCUGCGAAUUACACUUGUAGUUCAUCUUUGUGGCAGAUUAAGGCUGUGUUUUUCAGCGCUCCUGCCUAGUCUUUCUCCAGAGUAGGUGAUUUGAGGAUUGUGUCCUAAUAAAACUGUCGGCACAUUUGCAAAGCUAAACAGGGUCCGGUGGGGUUUCAAAUUGGAUGAGGGACCGUGUGUUGAGAUUAUUUCACUGAAGGGGGUUGGACUAGAUGAUCCUUGGGAUUGCUUCCAACUCUAUGGUUAUGAUUCUGCACCUUAAUUCUGUGCAUUGUGAACCUAAAGGAAGCCUGUUUGUAUUUAGAAAAGCUGUUGAAGAGUCAAAAGACCCUGAGUUACAAGGAAUAACUGUCUACGUUGCUCAAGAUUGUACAGGUAAGGGGGGUAUAUUGUGCAGUAUUCUUGACCAAUGCUAGUGUUAAAUCUUACAUUUCUUUGUGAUGCUAAAAACAUAAGAGUUUGAUCCAAACAUAGAGUUUGAUCCAUUUUGCAAAUGGAUAGGAACAUUUCAAUUUGUACUCCUCGUGAUAGCUUCCUGUCUCAACAUUCCAGAGAACCUACUUAUUCUUAACCAGAUUUUUUUUUCUUGGGUGGGGAGGUCCCACAAUGCAAACAAAACCCCACUGACAUUCUUCUGGAUCGAAAGCUUUACAAACAAAGUUACACAUUGCAAAACUUCAUAUAUAAAUAAGGUUAAUAUUAAGCAUUUGGGUUAGAUUGUAAGCUCCAUGGGGCAAAAAGCUUCUUGUUGUUUCACUCUACGGUGUUAUUGUAUAUUGUUGGUGCAGGGUAAAUCACAAAUGAUAAUUACUGAAUUCCUGGGGAUCAGUGUUGCUGCACCGACGCUUAAAUGUUUGUUUGAGUAACAUUUUCUAAUGCUGAAAUAUGGAAGCCUUUUCUUUUCUAAUACGACCAGAGGAUUGUGCACUUCUGUAACAUCUGCCGUGAGCAGGUCCUCUGAACUUACUGACUCAGUGUUUCGGACUCAUUCUUCUUUCCCAACAUGCACAAACCAUUUUAAGUGAUAUAUUAAUUCUUUUUCUCUACGGAAAAAAAAUUUCCGAGUAAUUAAAAGUAUAGUUUAAGAAAGCCAUCUUCUCUCUCCUGUGCUAUUAGAUCAAUGCAAAAAAUUAAUUUCCUUCUGCCCUGGAGUAAUAAUGAAUGUUUUCACUUUGCAUUGAAUACUCAAAUAUAUCAGGCAGGCAAUAAAGCAAACACAAUCGCAGUUUCCUUAUUGGACGAAAGCAGCAUAAAUGCUCUGAUUAUGUAUGUGCUGCUUCCAGGCGAGGUUGGAUACUAAUGCUUUUGCUGGAGUCCCAGAGGGAGAUGCGUAACGCUGGGCUUCUGGUAGAGAUGCUGCUGUGAGUGAUCGCCCCAAAGCUGUGAUAUACCCAGGCUGUAAGAGUAUGAGAAUAGCCCUCUGGAUCAGGCCAGUGGCCCAUCUGGUCCAGCAUCCUGUUCUCACAGUAGCCAACUAGAUGCCUGUGAGAAGCCAGGGUGUGGAACGGAGCACAAGGGCAACACUCUUUCCUCCCAUGGUUUCCAGCAACUGGUAUUCAGAAGCGUUGCUACCUCCAGCUCUGGAGGCAAGAGCAUAGUCAUCCUGGUUAGUAGCCUUGAAUAGCCCUCUCUUCCAUGCACCUUCCACCCCCUGGAACAGGACAAUGUUAGCAGCAGCUAGAAGGUCUGUGGGACAUGUCCAAACCAGGUAUGCCUAUGGUUUGCCUAGGCUCAACUGCUUGCUUUCUUAGCAAAAGUUCUUGCAGAUUUAAUUACGGGAUCAGGUUUCAUGACAAUGCAUAAUACAGUGUGGUUGUCUUGAAGCUGCCACAAGACAAAUUGCUGUUUAUGCUCCAGCAGACUAGCAGAGCCCUCUGGAAAUCCCUUGCAUUGACAUAUCUGCAUCGGUGUGGCCUAGGAGGGAGAGAUGGCGAGCCUAACCCUAUUUGCCUGGGAGUGAACCCUGAUGAAUUCAAUGCAACACACUACUGAAUAGAUAUGCUGUAAAUCAGCAAAGUGCUGUUUUCAGUUGGACUCCAAGAUCUCUUGGUGCAGCGCGUGGGUGGAUUUCACGCUAUAUUGACACAGCAGUGGAAACCUAUUCAUGACUAGUGAGCCAAGAAGCACCAGUCCCAUCAGUUCAUGUUACAGCAGUUGGGCUUCAUGCAGUGCAGGGUUUGUGGCAUCUCUGGUUUCUGCCCUUAGGCAUGCACACUCACACACUUGUGUUUCUGGCCCUCAGUGGGAGAACACAAGAAUCCAUGAGGAGGGCCAAACAGUGCCAGUUCCCUCCUAUCCCCCUUAAAAUCAGCAGAUACCUUGUUUUUUGGUUGGUUUAUUCAGUGUGUAUUUGGCUUUGUUUGGUUUAUUCAGCAUGUGUUUGAAAACACGUUUUUAAAAAUCUCCCUUACAUUUCGUGUUGCCUCAUUCAAGUUUACAAGUCCGAUGUUAUCGAUACGCAGUGCUCUUUCGCGGAUUCUGAAAAAUCGGAUGCCAAAUCUGUCAUCAUAUUAAUUCCCGUGAGGCUGGGAGGAGAAAGAACCAACAUGGAAUACCUAGAGUUUGUGAAGGUAUGAAACGAGUUUCAGUGUCACUUUUCAGAAAGUAACACUAGAUGGUAUAAAAAGACAGUUAAGGAUGGAAAUCUUCAAUCUAUUAAAAGUAUUUAUGAUUUUUACGGUAGUAGAUCAUAAAGUUUGACUUCAGAAAUUUGAAAUUUCAGUAUGCAGACAUAAUUGCAGGGCUAGGAUAUUCAAUGUUAAACCAGUUAUAACUAUUCCAGUCCCUAAAUGGCUGUCUUACUGAUGCAGUAAUUCAGGAUAAAGACUGAUCUGAUUUCACCUGUAUUGGUGGUUCAUUCAGUGAGCACCCCCAUGCAUCCUUGAUUUUAAAAUGUUACCUAGGAUCUUCAUCUGUUCCCCACACUUAAGCAGCUGAUUAGUGGCAUUUACAUUAACAGUAUCCGUUUUCUGUCUCAGUGGUGCUAAUAAUCAAUUUAAGACUGUCAUGGAAGCCCUAAAGAUGACUAUCUCAAAUAUCAGCAAUAGUGUGCCAUCCCUUCAGUCUAUGCUCUUGUGACCCUCCUUUUCCGUAAAACACUCGGAUAUCAAAAUUAAUAAGCAUGUUCAGACACUGGGUGGUAUAACAUCUGCUGCUGCACUCUGUUGUACCCAUAUUGGCUGUUGUACUAUAGACGGUUCAUUGUAAUCUCUCCGUUUGGAAAUUGUCCUAUCCUCUUGCCUAUUUUACAUACUUCUAGUCCUCCCUCCAUGGAAAUGUUUUACCUGGGCCUGUAAAAAUACUCUUCUGAAUUAAUGGAAGCUGUGCCUAAAGGGAAGAAAAGGGGACCAGCCCUGCUUCUAUUUUCGCCAAGUAGUCUUAAGAAGCAGAGUCUACUUGAUUAGUCAGGGGUUCAGAGGCUGUGCUAAAUGAAGUAAAAUGACAAUAUGGCAGCUAUUUGUUUAGCCUGCUCCAAAUGUGAAGGUUUUAAAGUUAGGAUUUCCUUCUCAUUUGCUUUCUUGUCAAUGUCUGGAAGGACAAGUGUCAUGCUCCAUAUGUACAUGGACACACAAUGAAUAGCAUCAGUUGAAUGAAAAAGAGGAUGGGUUUAAUUUUGCUUGUCAAAGUAGUUGUAGACGCCAGGGAACCUGCACAGGUUUUGUCAGGCAUAUUAGCAUGCAGUCCUUUGAAAUGUGGACCUUUAGAUUCUUUAUCCCACAGCAGGCUUAACAUCCCUCUCUCAAAUGCUCCUUAGUCUCAAACUCAUCCCGAGUGUCAGGCUUGUUUGCUCCUUCCCUCCCCGUUGUGGCUCAGUGCCUAGGUCUUUUCGCCAUUGCUGUUACUAUUCUGGAAUGGCUUAUCCAUGCUUCCUGCAACCCCAAAGUGCUUUCUCUGUGCCAAGAGGGGGAGGAGGCCACUUCCUCCCUGGGGCGGCGAGGAAGCCUUUGGGAAGUGCAGUCCAAGCAGAUCAACCCUUUUGUAGCAGUCUGCUUCCCAGCAGAACACUCUGAGAUGGAAGGGGCGGAGUGACCAGAGAUGCCAGGGACUGCCAGGCCAAGGGAUUCAGGCAGCCCACAGGUUGCUCAGUUCACCUCUGCCUCACACUUUCUCUGAAUGCCUUUCUUAGGUAAAUGAUACAGCUCUGCUUUCCUCUUGUAAGCAGCUUGUACUGAACAAAAUUAGCCAGCAUGGAAUUAAGUCUACUGUGUGGUAAUCCUGCCUCUCCCCCCUGCCCCAUUUAUUUAUUGUGAUGACAGGGGAUUUUGAGUCUUGAAUACUGCAUUGGUAUUAUUGGUGGCAAACCUAAGCAGUCAUAUUACUUUGCUGGAUUUCAAGGUUAGUAUUUUAAUAAGGUAUGUCUUUUUCAGUGUGGUAUACCUCCUCUCUUCUCUUCUCUUCUCUCCUCCCCACCCCCUCCCACCCGCCAAGCUUUGGAGUUAAUAGAAACCCCCUGGGAAGUGGAAUGAUUAAAAUAGCAAAAUGAGUACUUUAUUAAUCAGACUCACCAAAGUCCAGUCAUUUGUCAUUUGCCCUAUAUGGUAAUUGGAUUCUGUAAAAUGUACAUUUAAUUUUCUUUGUUGCACAAACAAGGCAUAAUUUAUUUGUUUCAUCAAACUCUCUGAGCCUUUCACUGCUUACUACCUGGCAGAUCUUGGUUAUAUAUUUACCCUUUAGUAGUUUAAAUGGUACAGGUUGAUGACCAAAUGACAAGCAAAUAUGUUCUUCCUGUCAUGAUGAGGGAGUACAAUGCAUUUUUCAUAUGCAAACUCCUGGAAUAUAAUUGUGUGUUUGUAAAAGUAAUUUUAUCUCCAAAAAUUAAAUGACAGUCUCAUCACUUUAUCAAAAUUCUGCUUCUACAAGCAUAUUUGAUUAUGCAAAAGUUAAUCUGUCCUGCAAAAACCUACGCUUCAGUCAAUGAAUAUCAGCCUGGCAGGCAGUUACUUGCUGGGGGUGUCUUUCCCCCCAUGGUUCUGCAUAGAAAUUGGAUUGUAAGCAGUGUAAUAAUAAGGUGUUUUUUGAAUUACUUGUCUUUUGUUUUGUCCUUGUAGAUGACAGUUUGAUUUACAUGGAUCCUCAUUACUGCCAGUCUUUUGUAGAUGUCAGCGUAAAGGAUUUCCCCCUCGAGGUAGGAUGGAUAAAGAGCCAGCACUGUUUGCUUCAUAUAUGAACCAAACACUAAUUACUUAGAUCGUUUCCCUUUCUUUCUUUCUUUCUUUCUUUAACAUAGAAUCACAAAAAGGAAUAAACUAAAAAAUGAACCAAGCCAAAUUCAUUGCUGAUGUUUUGUAUACAGUGGAAUACAUAACCUCUGAAUUUGUUUGCGUGUCAGAUUUUUGCUUUGAGACAACCAAAGUCUAGUUUUGGUGCUUUUGCAACGGGAGUAGCAUAACCUCACUCCUUGUUACUCCCCUCCCACUUACAGGAAUUUCAAGUGCUGAGUGUCCAGCUUCACUGCUUUGGGAAGGAGAGUUCUCUCAGUUGUGUGUGUGGUUCAUACAUGAACAGCUCUAUGCUCAGACUAGAUGCUGCACGUGUGUGUGGGGGGGGUCCCAUGACUUUCCCAGGCUUGGAACUAGGGGAAGGGCUGUAUCUCUGUGGCAAAGAAUCUGCUUGGCACGCAGAAGGUCCCGGAUUCAACCAUUGGGAUCUCCAGGUAGGGCUGGGAAUGUUCCCUUCCCGGAAUCUUGACGAGUCUCUGCCAGUCAGUGCAGACAAUACUGAAAUGUAUGGAGCAGUGGCCCGACAGUUUCCCAAGUUCCUGUGAUUUAGAUGGGGCCACACACAAAACAUUGGGGAGUGCAGUGCCUCUGCUAUGCCCCUGGGACUGUUUACGGAGCUGAAAGCAUGUAGAUGGAAAUAGUUCUGAGAUUAUGAAUGCCUUUACUUGACCCAAGUUGACUUGCAAUGCAAACCUAUGAUACCUGAAUGCAACGGAAGGCAGCAUCCCACAAGGAAGGUGUGUAGCACCCCACUGUGCUAUCUGCUUUUUCUCCAGACUUUUACCUUUCCCAUGACAAAGGCUGAACAUGGACCAUGAUGCAUAAAGAAAGAAGCACCCCCCCAAAAAAAAUUGCUUCACUACUUGCUACUAGCAGCAGCUGGCCCAAUUUACAGCUAGUCUGCGUCCCAGGAACCCAGGUCUCAGGAGCACAGGAGUGUUGAACCUGUGGCCAUCCAGAUAACUUGAACUCCACAGUUUCCAUCAGCCAGCUUGGUUAGAGUUGAUGGGAACUGUAGUCCAACAACAUCUGUUGGGCAGUAGGUUCUCCUCUUCAUAUUUUUUUAAAACAAGUUUCCAGACCUCUGUCAAGGGGGUAAACUUGAAAUCUGCUUGAACAACUCACAAACAGACAGGGCACAGCAGCCCCAUGCAUUUUGUGUUUAAAAAAUACUGGCUGCAGUGUGAAUCAGAGCUUUUGAGCUAGCACUGAUGAAGAUCCUAGUCACUCCUAUAGUCUGCGCAGCUCAUCUACACAAAAGGGCCUUUUCUCUCACCCCACUUGAGCUGUUUACAUUAAUUCUGCACAGUUUAGCGGCUGCCGCUCAGGCUCAGGCAUUUUUCCAUCUGGAUUAAAUUGUGCAAAUACUUUUUAGCUUGUGUGUAAUCCUCAGAUUAGUAGUGAAUUAGUAGUGAAUAAAAUAGUAAUAUUAGGUAAAGGUACGGCCGUACGGGCCAGUCUUGACAGACUCUAGGGUUGUGCGCUCAUCUCACUCUAGAGGCUGGGAGCCAGCGCUGUCCGCAGACACUUCUGGGUCACGUGGCCAGCGUGACGAAGCUGCUCUGGCAAACCGGCACCAGAGCAGCACACGGAAACGCCGUUUAUCUUCCUGCUAUAAAGCGGUACCUAUUUAUCUACUUGCACUUAAGGGUGCUUUCGAAUUGCUAGGUGGGCAGGAGCUGGGACCGAACGACAGGAGCUCACCCCGCCGCGGGGAUUUGAACCGCCGACCAUGCGAUCGGCAAGUCCUAGGCGCUGAAGUUUUACCCACAGCGCCACCCGCGUCCCUAAAAUAGUAAUAUUAGUAGUGAAUAAAAUAGAUUUGCACAUACAUAUCCAUUGUAGUAUUGUUAAAAGGCUUUUAGCAGGUAGCAGUCCUAGAUGAGAAGUUAAGGAACGAGAAGUUAGGUUACAGCAGGUCGAGAGAGAAAGGAAUAGAGAGAUAUCUGUGUAUUAUAGUUGUCUAUAGUUUAUGGAAACGAUUUCUUAUUAAAGUAAUAUCUGUUUGCUCAGUUCCUCAGUAAUCAUUUUUUUAUAACAACAGUGUCUGAUUCUUCCUGAUGUCCGAGGUAAAAUGGCUACCUGAACAUAUGUGGCAUAACAAGAACAUGCCGAUUUGGGUGGUCUCACAUUGCAAGAAGCACUCUUUUAACAACUGAAUUGUGGAUCAGACCUUAAUGUUGAGUGAAUGUAAUAAUAAUCUGUCCUUGUCUAGGGGUGUCAAAAACUAACAGAAAUUGCUUUCUUAUUGUAGGUAACAGUUCUGCUAGAUUUCUCCAUAUCAUAUGUUUUCAGAAUUGAUAAACUGUCCAGGCUAAGUUGAAAAUCAAUCCAGUCUGCAGUCAACCUACAGAAUCUAUUUGUUUGGAAGAGCCUGACCGCUGUUCUAUGCAUGUAGAGUGUAUUUUCUAAGCAUUGAGAUAAAACCCUGGAUAUGCUGCACUGCUUUUCCAGUGCUGCUGAGCUAUCCCCUUUUGUGUGUGUGUCUGUUGGGAAACUUCAGGUUAAAGUAUUAUAUCGCUGAAUUUCAAAAAUGAGAAUUAUUUUUCUAAAGUGGAUAAAAUGUUCUACUGGGUUACUUUUCUCUGUGUUGAAGAAAAGUAGAUCUAUUAUAUUGGAAUCUCACUAAUAAAAAGUGCAUUGCAAUGGAAAAGAUACAUCAGUGGAAAGGAGGUAUAAUGAAAAAUGAUUUCAUCCAGUUCUUCUAAGCCCUUGCAAAUUUCUGUAAAACAGUAGGGAGACAAGAGCAGCUAUCAGGGAAUUGUUAUUGCUGGUAGAUGCUGGCAGUAGGUCUCUAGGUUUUCAGAAAGUUUUCUUUCCCAGUCUUCCUUGGCAAUGCAAGAGACUGAUCCUGUGGUUAUUUGCAGGCAAAGCACGUGUGCUUGCCUGAAAAAGUCAGUUGGGUCAUGAAAUGGUCAACUUAUCUUUUUAUAAAGUUCCUCCCCUGGAAACAGUCACUUAAUAUCCUUCAUGACUUGCAUUUUGCAGAUUCAAAUGUGCAGAGAAAAGCAUGCUUGUUACUUUAGAAGUGCCAAAAAUAAGGAAGAAACAACACUGUCUUAAAAUACCUGCAAAUUAUGCCAAAUUUCUUUUCUAGCAGCACCCAUGUUUUUCCACAUUGCAGUUGGAGAUGAUAGGUUUAUUAUUUUACUUGGAAAAAAUGGGAAAUUUUGGAUUUUUUUAAACAUUUAGUUGACUUUAGCAGCUCUCAUUUUUACCAUGUAAAAGUGCUUUUUGUUAAUUGAACUGGUAAAACUCAGUCAGUUUCAUGGAAAUGUUUUAUGAAUCAUUCGGAAACAGGGCGAGUAAUUGUAUCUUAUAUCAAUCAUUUUCUCUUGUGCUUUUAAAGCAUUUUAAAAAUCUUUCAUCCACUUAUAAUUACAGUCAUUCCACUGCCCUUCUCCAAAGAAGAUGUCUUUCAAAAAAAUGGAUCCUAGCUGCACUAUAGGGUUAUAUUGUCCAAAUGUGCAAGCCUUUGAAAGGGCCUCUGAAGAAAUAACUAAGGUAAGCAUCCACAUGAUGAAACUGAUACUUUACCUUGUCGUCCUUUACUUUUAUAUUAUUUUAUUUUGGAACAUCUUAAAUAUUACUCUUCAAGAUAUAUUAUCAAGGCUUGAGCCACUGAUAUGUACUGGCAAAGACAAAUAUAUAAGCCCACCAGCAAUCUUUUGUGAUCCCAUUACAUCAGCACAAUUGAACUGUAAACUCUAGAUAAAGAAAUAUCUUAAGUAGAUGAUUCAGUAACUACUUACACAAGAGUAUUUUCAGCAGAUAUGCCUAUCACCAGAGAAAAUAGCCUUUCUUAAAAAUAAUCUGCAUCUUAAAAGGCAGGUUUUUUUGGGGGUGGGGAUCACUGACCAACUUAACUGAAUUACAUGGGGUAAAUGAUCUUGCAACGCAUGCCUAUGUGUAUUGUAGAAGUUAAAUUAACUCUGAGAUAAUUUCCCCCUUCUCAAUUAUAUCAAGACCAAGUGUAAGGUUGUCCCACUAGGUGGCAGCAUUUAAACGAAAAUAUUUAUGCGGAAAGCUUCAGACACUGAAUGAUCUUCUACACAAAAAGAAUCUUUUAAAAGGCAAUCAAUUCCUUGGGGAUGACUUUAAAUGGAAAUAUUAAAUCAAACUAAAUUGUGCAUUAUUAUUUGUUAGUGUAAGUAUGUUUGUUACAUUUACAGAUAAAAUAUUAUUACUAUGUGUUAGCACCAUUUUAAAUUUACUGUGAAAGUAAGCACAUCCGAGAUACAAGCAAACACAGGGUUGUUUAUUACAUCUGGUAUAAACUAAGAAAAAGGAAAUAAAAUUGUUACAUUUAACACAUAAAAAGGGAACAGCCACUAUAUUUGCACAGUAACACACGCCACUUUCUCUUAAUUGUUCGUGCUCACUCCCAUCUACUCAUCUGUUUGUUUUCAUCAAGCUGACAUAAAUAGUUGCCUUGCUCAAAAGUACGAUAGACAUUUAAAACUAUGGUGGUUUAACAAAUUCUUGUCUGAAAGAUGGCAUAGGAGAAGGCUUUCCUAGUACCACUCUUACAGCACUUAGGGUGCAGUCCUAUGCAUACUGUGCAAGUCCCAUUGGACUGAUUUGCACUGUUAAAGCUGCUAGGUAUUGUGGAGUGGAAGUGUGAAAGUAAAAAAAUAAAAAGGAAGGAUCUAGGAAGAACCCAUGUCAUAUUGACUCGUUGGCCUUGUUUGUAUCUAGCAGUGAGCCAUGGUCAGAAAUAAACCAUGCCUUGUCAUGAAUGAAUGACAUGCUGGUACAGACUGCUCAGUUUGCAUGUAAUGCUAAGCCAAGCUUUGUGGUUUGUUUCUCGUGGAGAUCCUGGCAGGAUGGAGCAGGCACGAUUGACCAGCAGGCAGCAGCACACUGCUCAUUCAUAGUAAGCCAUAGUUUGCUUCUGGCCAUUUUUGUUUCUUUAUUUUGCUUGAUAAUUGAAUCUACCUUCUGAACAAUUCAUAGAUGUUGGAGGCCCAAGCUUUGCUCACAUCCUUCAUAAAGAGAGAGAGGGAAUAUGCCGCAGAUUUAAUAAUCCUAGAAAGUAAAGAGGCAUUCUGGAGUGGGGAAGGCUUAGAGAGUGGUUUGUCCAAGGCUAUAGUGUCCAUGACAGAAAAUGCAUUUGAACUAGACUUCUUGGCUCAUAGCUCACAUUUGUAGCCACUAAAUACAUUGCACUGCUUCUUAACAAUUCUGGAGAUUAGAAUUCUCUGUACAGAAGACUGCCUCAAUCAAAAUUACUUUUCUUGGGAAUCAACAUCAUUUUGAUUCCGAUUACAUUGCAUCAUUUUUCAUGUGUAUGCUUCUACAGGAAUAAUUCCCAAAUCAUUCUUUUGAAAAGAAAGCACUACAUACCUUAGAAGCCAGCCCCUGUAUCAGCAGGGAGGUAUACUAGUUCUGUGUGGUUGUCUUCCUAAGUGGGGAAUUGUUCGAGCAGUGGUACAGAACCAGAUAUUUUAAAAGUCUUUCAUCUCCUUUGAAAUGGUCGUGGCUGUGUAUUUUUUUCAUGUACAUGCGUACACCAUUUCAUUUUGUGAGAAUCUGAUAAUUUGGUGUGAAAUUUGAUAACAAUCUUUUUUCUAUCUCAAGCAAGUUUCUAGCUCAUGGCUUAAUGUGAAUUCAGAAAUAUAUAGGCAAUUUCUGAAGAUAGCUGAAAAAGCAGACCAAGAAGGGCUUUCAUUGGGUAAAUGGAUUUCAGCCUAUCAAUGCCCUUCACAGCUCCCGUAUCACAUUUCGAUUUUGUAGGUCUUGAGUGUCAAAGAUUAAGAAGGGUAAAAAAUUAGUGCAAUCAUUUCCACAGUUCUGUGGUCUGAGUUUCCUUACAUUCCCUUAACAGUCAGUAUUUAGGGAAUCGUGGUUUAUUAUAUCUAGUGUCCUCCAUACAAAUUUAGCAAGAAGCCACUAGACUAAUGUAUAUCGUCCUUGCAAAAUUGUGUGUGUGUGUGUGUGUGUGUGAACACAUAUAUUUUCAUCUAUAAUGGGAAGAAACUCAUCAGACACUGAGUAAGUGGGGAGCCGCUUUUACUUAGUCGUGGUGGUGGCUGUCAUGUUGCAAGACACCUGUCAAUUAGGAGGGGAAGGCCUGCCAGCUAAUUUCACAGGCUACCAAACAGCCAUCAGAAUACCGUGAACUUCUGUUACUGAUGUGGGCUGAAUUGAUCCAACAGCCAAAUGAUAAAAGGUUGUAUCCAAUUAUCUUGUCCCUUGAGAUCUGUUGCCCUGUACCACCUUCCUAAAAUGUUCCCCUUUCACAUGAGCCUCCUUUUUCCGUCUCUCCUCUGCUCACCUCUGCUCAUGUCGUGGUUCUCCUUGCCCUUCUCUUUCACAAUACUAUCAGAAGGAUGUAAUUAAACUGGGAUAGAACAGUUUAAUGUAAUUAAACUGGGAUAAAACAGCAGAGCACAGUAAAAAAAUGUGGAAUUUGAUUUUACUGCAAGCAUGAUUUUCCCGCUUCUGACUGUUGUUGUUUAAUACCUCAUUCUGCUUAAAGAUUUUUAAAAAUUGUUUUGGAUUAAAUGUGCAAUUAGAACUAUUUUUGAAUUUCUGAUUUGACCUCAUGUAGAUUAAUCUGUAGACUAAUGUGGCUUUUUAAUAUGGUGCUGUAACCAUAUACAGUGGUGCCUCGCAAGACGAAAUUAAUCCGUUCCGCAAGAGUCUUCGUCUAGCGGUUUUUUCGUCUUGCGAAGCAAGCCCAUUGACGGAUUAGCGCUAUUAGCGCUAUCAGCUGUUUAGCGGCUAUUAAAGGCUUAAAGGCUUAGGGGAUUAGCUGCUAAAAGGCUAUUAAAGGCUAUUAAAGGCUUAGCAGAUUAGAUAAAGGGGGAAAAGCGAAAAAAAUCUCAAGACUCGUAAGGUAUUUUCGUCUUGCGAAGCAAGCCCAUAGGGGAAUUCGUCCUGCGAAGCAACUUCAAAACGGAAAACCCUUUCGUCUAGCGGUUUUUCCGUCUUGCGAGGCAUUCGUCUUGCGGGGCACCACUGUAUGUAAUUUAACUGAUUAAAAUUAUAGCAGUUCAAAGAGCUGGUAUGAAGCUUGGCUUUGAACUUGCUAGGUUUUAGAUGUUAUAUGAGAGAGCUGACUGGGUAUGAUUUGUUUAUCAUUUGUUUCGCUUUGGGUGUAAUUCUACCAUGCAAAUAAAUGGGUGUUCUAGGUACAGAUCUAGUGCACACACAUCUCUGAUGGGGAGAUGUGGCAUUGGGAGGUGUGCCACAGACGUGAAAAAUAUUUAUUUGGGAUGAUUUGCAUGCCCUUUGUGCAGUGUUUUCUGCUUGGUGUUAAAAAUGAAUGCUCAGUUGACAAUGUACACAUAGUUGGAAUAAGAGCAGUGCAAUGUUUUUUGUCUUCUAAUCAAUGUUUUCCUCUGAUCCUGUGUUUAAUUGUAGAUCCUGAAAUCCUCAUCUAAGGAGAAUUACCCUUUGUUUACCUUUGUAAAUGGGCAUUCUAGAGACUAUGAUUUUCUGAUGAGUCCAGUCCUGGAAGAGAGAACCCUUUUCUCUGAGGAUGAAAACAAAAAGUUGAAAUGUUUUAGUACUGAGGACUUUGUCUUGCUGUGAGGACAUUUUAUUGUAUUUAUUCAUUUGAAAUAUUUAUGCCCCAUCUUUCCACCUGUCAGGAUCAAUAAUGUGGCUUAACAUUUAAUAUUAAAAACAACAGAUAAAACAGCCAGCCAGCUUAACCGAAAGCAUCAAUUCACAGAAAGAUAGAAAUAAAGCAAUACAAUUAUCCAGGUCUGCUACUGAUGAUCAGUUCCACCAAUGCGUUUUCUAAAUCCCAAAAAGUUGGGGAGGUGGGGGGAAGAACAAAAAACCCCUCUUGGAAGGGAAUUCCACACUCUAGGCACCACAACAAAGGAGCUUUGCAUAGUUAGUCUUAACAUUUCUCAGGGCAGGGGAGUCAGAGCCGAGUUUCUAGCUGUGGCUCAAGUGAAGCCAUUGCACCUCCUAGCAGUGAAUUCUAGGUGCUGAAGAUUCACACAUGGGUUAAUAUGUACUGUACUUUACCUGUCUGAAGGGAGAAGCAGAAGGGUGAAGCAAGUCCCACCCCACCCCCCCCAAAUCCCAUCUCAUGUAUGAAGUGGCAUCAAGUUGGGAUAUUUUAACUAUCGUUUGGACAGCCCUUCUUCUCAUAGCGAACCCACAGUGGUGCAAGAGGUGGCCCUACCUGAAGCAGAUGUAUGCUCCUAGGUGUACAUCUAGGUGUGGUUUAUCAGUUUGCUUUGUGCUUGAUGGGAAGCAGUAGUUUUGGUGCGUUUGAAGUCUUGGCAUACCUUCUUGCCCUGAAAGCAACACCAACAUCUGUAAAGGCAUUGUUGGCCUGGCCUCAGCAGCUGACGUAUUCUCUAGACGUUUGGAUUUGUCCACCAAGCUCGCCAUCCCAUAGUCUUACCUGCUGUGGCAGUUCCAGAGAACAGUAAGAUAACAAUUUCCCUUUGAAAAUACAUGUGUUGUGUUCUUCAGGUUUCAGAUUUUGCCAACGUGUUUUUUUUUAAAAAAAACACUCUUUGUAAAUUUAUUAUUUUCUUAGAUUUUCUUAGAUAGUUGAUGAAUAAUGAAAUGAUGCACUAGUAAAGGAAUAAAUCAUUGUUUCACUUCAAAUAUGGUACAAUAUUGAAGAUUAUGUGCCAGAGUUACUUUCUCUUUAUGGUUUGCAGUGUAAUCUAAAUAUUCCCUAUUCAAAUCAGUUUUUUGACAUUGACGCCACAUAUUUUUUGGGAUCCCUGAUUCAGAGUAUCUGUGAUGAACUUCAUUCAACCCACUAAAAGGCAGCCGGACAUGUGAGGUAAUUUAUAUGGCGAGUUUGCAGUAUGGAUUCAAAUCCAUUGAGAACAAGUAUUUAGGAUGUUGUCUUAAUUUAAGAUGAAUGUGGAUAAAGAGUCAGCAAAUAAAAAUAUUAGUGUUACUCUGUCUGAACUCCCAUAAUGUUUAAUAACAUAAUCAUGAAGUGCCACUUCCAGUGUGCAUCUUGCUCAAAUGUGCAUCUACUUUUAAAAAACCAACCAGUAAUAUGGAUGCAAUUGUGAAAGCUGAGCUAUGUAAGUGCAUUAAGGUACUGCUUAGCAAUAUUACCUUAUAAUGGCUAGUCAUUAAGAUCAUAGUGGAAUCUUAAUAAGAAGAGCUAAUACAGUAUUGGCUUCUCUCACAAUUUGAAGAGGUAUGUUACCAAUAAUAAUCUGCAACCAAUCACAGUAGACACAAACAGUUAUUACACGGGUGCUGUGUGUUUUGUUUCCUGUCUCCAAAUACAAUUUGGAUGCUUACAAUAUUAACACUGUAGCUUGUAAAUCAAAGCAUAUAACUGCAAGGUGAGAAGUUAACAGCAGACACGCAAGGGGGUGAUGAUCUGGUUUGUGAUACCUCUAGCCACUGAUGUACAUUUAGAAGUACCAGUCACUUAGCAUGUAAAUCUCUAACAGCAGGCUUAAUUUCAGCGCAGCAUAUUUUAAGUGCACACAAAUAAGAUGGGGAAGAAAACUGUUGCUUUAUUAAAUGUGAAAAUAUUAAAUGCUCAUGCCUUCAUUUUAAAAAUGUAUCGUUAUUCCUGGGAUGAUUUUUUUCCUUCUUUCUAAAGAAACAAGCUAUGUAAAAUGGCCUGGCUAUUGGUUCUGUUUGUUGUAACCCAACAUUCUGCUACAGUUGUCUUGUCUGAAUAAUAAGCUCCCUGUACCUCCUUUUUACAAGGAUGACAAAAAGGACAAUUUAUAGACAAAGCACAAAACUUGUUUGAACUGUGCCCAAUGCAGCUAAAUGGGAAACUUGCAAGUCGAAUGAUGGCUCAUUCAGUGGCAAAAUGUUUGGGAAGUCAUGAAGUGCAAUCUUUUGUGGAAGUAAGUUCCAAUGUGUUAAGUGUGGCUUACUCUCUAGUAAGUGGUAAGCAAAUCUAAUGCACAAACUUUUUAUUGGUACAUGACAAUAAUGGUAGUGUAUUAAUUGUAGUAUAUCUGUAUAUACAGUUGUAUAUUUUUCACUAAACAGUACAAAAGACCAUUUGUGC
This is a messenger RNA of Podarcis lilfordi (Lilford's wall lizard), 26147 nucleotides long. The record is from the annotation of a GenBank genome assembly. NCBI's taxonomy places the organism in Eukaryota, Metazoa, Chordata, Lepidosauria, Squamata, Lacertidae.